CGCCGAUCCCGUUUUGAGAGCGUCGGACACAGGCGUCUCGCUCUCUCGGCCUCGCCGCCGCCGCCCCGCGCCGCCGCCCUCACCCCUCGCCGCCCCACCACCACCCCCGUACAACAUGGCUGACGACGAGGUUGCGGCGCUUGUGGUCGACAACGGCUCCGGCAUGUGCAAGGCGGGCUUCGCGGGCGACGACGCGCCGCGCGCGGUCUUCCCCUCCAUCAUCGGCCGGCCGCGCCAGCCCGGCGUGAUGGUCGGCAUGGGCCAGAAGGACUCGUACGUCGGCGACGAGGCGCAGUCCAAGCGCGGCAUCCUCACGCUCAAGUACCCGAUCGAGCACGGCAUCGUCACCAACUGGGACGACAUGGAGAAGAUCUGGCACCACACCUUCUACAACGAGCUGCGCGUGGCGCCGGAGGAGCACCCGGUCCUGCUGACCGAGGCGCCGCUCAACCCCAAGGCCAACCGCGAGAAGAUGACGCAGAUCAUGUUUGAGACCUUCAACGUGCCCGCCAUGUACGUCGCCAUCCAGGCCGUCCUCUCGCUGUACGCGUCGGGCCGCACGACCGGCAUCGUGAUGGACUCGGGCGACGGCGUCUCGCACACCGUGCCCAUCUACGAGGGCUACGCGCUGCCGCACGCCAUCCUCCGCCUCGACCUCGCCGGCCGCGACCUGACCGACUGGAUGGUCAAGCUGCUGACCGAGCGCGGCUACUCCUUCACCACCACCGCCGAGCGCGAGAUCGUGCGCGACAUCAAGGAGAAGCUGGCGUACGUGGCGCUCGACUUUGACCAGGAGAUGCAGACCGCCGCCUCCUCCUCCUCGCUCGAGAAGUCGUACGAGCUGCCCGACGGCCAGGUCAUCACCAUCGGCAACGAGCGCUUCCGCUGCCCCGAGGCGCUCUUCCAGCCCUCCUUCCUGGGGAUGGAGUCGGCGGGCGUGCACGAGACGACGUACAACUCGAUCAUGAAGUGCGACGUCGACAUCCGCAAGGACCUCUACGCCAACGUCGUCCUCUCGGGCGGCACCACCAUGUACGCCGGCAUCGCCGACCGGAUGUCCAAGGAGAUCACCGCCCUCGCGCCCGCGUCGAUGAAGGUCAAGAUCAUCGCGCCGCCGGAGCGCAAGUACUCGGUCUGGAUCGGCGGCUCCAUCCUCUCCUCGCUCUCCACCUUCCAGCAGAUGUGGAUCUCCAAGCAGGAGUACGACGAGUCGGGCCCGUCCAUCGUGCACCGCAAGUGCUUCUGAGCCGAAAGUGCUCCUGAGCCGCAGAGCGCGCGUGGCGGACGCGCGCGCGGCUCGGGCCACGGGGGCGGGCGCCGGAGGGGCGGCCAGCGCGUACAGUUGCCGCCGGUGUGGCGGCGGGGGGGGGAGGAGUCGUCGGGGGAGGGGCGGUCUGCGGAGGCCGUGACUCCCUGCGUGUGCCGUGUGGGCACUUGGGCUUGACGUAGCUUGAGGGGGCUGCACUGCCGUGCGCCGGUGUCGAGUAUAUUGGAGCCCCCGUGUGUGAAAACUUACGAAACUGCUUCAGCUAUACACCGGUAGUAUAAUAGGGCUGUGAAAAACACGGCAGUCUGUCUUCUAAUAAUCUAUAUUACGCCGA
This is a messenger RNA of Emiliania huxleyi CCMP1516, 1601 nucleotides long. It is a transcript of the gene ACT-10, whose product is annotated as putative actin. The coding region runs from base 116 to 1246 and encodes 376 amino acids. NCBI's taxonomy places the organism in Eukaryota, Haptophyta, Isochrysidales, Noelaerhabdaceae. The record is from RefSeq and is a predicted model, not a curated record. The transcript is spliced from 2 exons.